Molecule: messenger RNA, 5340 nt
Organism: Menidia menidia (Atlantic silverside)
Lineage: Eukaryota; Metazoa; Chordata; Actinopteri; Atheriniformes; Atherinopsidae
Source: the annotation of a GenBank genome assembly
AUGUCGCUCAUAUUCUUCGCUUUAACCACUUUGGCCCUGUGGUCUCCUGUCAGGCCUCAGCUGCCGGAAUUUGGGGAUAUGUGCACAGAGGGCAGCUGCUACCCGGCCACAGGAGACCUGCUGAUCGGCAGGGCGCACAAGCUCGCCGCCUCCUCCACCUGCGGCCUGCGUCAGGCGGAGCGUUUCUGCAUUGUCGGACACCUGUCGGAGGAGGAGAAGAAAUGCUUCAUGUGCGACUCCAGGCAGAUGUACAGCGAGUACAGCAACCCCGACAGCCACACCAUUGAGAACGUGGUCACCACCUUCGCCCACAACCGCCUCAAGACCUGGUGGCAGUCGGAGAAUGGUGUGGAGAAUGUGACCAUCCAGCUGGACCUGGAGGCCGAGUUCCAUUUCACACAUCUUAUCAUGACCUCCAAGACAUUUCGCCCAGCUGCUAUGAUGAUCGAGCGUUCCAUGGAUUUUGGGAGAACGUGGGAGGUUUAUCGUUAUUUUGCCUACGACUGCCAUUCAUCCUUCCCUGGCAUUUCAACAGGACCCAUGCGCAGAGUGGAUGACAUCAUCUGUGACAGCCGCUACUCAGACAUUGAACCAUCUACAGAGGGAGAGGUGAUAUUCCGAGUGUUGGACCCUGCCUUUGAAAUUGAGGACCCCUACAGCUUGAGAAUACAAAACAUGCUGAAGAUCACCAACCUGAGAGUGAAGUUCCUCAAGCUCCACACGCUUGGCGACAACCUGCUGGACUCCCGCGAGGAGGUGACAGAAAAGUACUACUAUGCCCUCUAUGACAUGGUCGUCCGCGGGAACUGCUUCUGCUACGGGCACGCUUCCGAGUGCUUACCCAUCGACGGAGAGCCAACUGUGGCCGAGGGCAUGGUCCACGGUCGUUGUGCGUGCAAACACAAUACAGAGGGUCUGAACUGUGAGCGCUGUAAGGAGUUUUACCACGAUUUGCCCUGGAGACCUGCCGAGGGACGGAACGCCCACUCCUGCAAGAAGUGCGAGUGUAACCAGCAUUCCACGUCCUGCCACUUUGACCUGGCCGUGUACAUGACGACGGGCAACACCAGCGGCGGGGUGUGCGACGACUGCCAGCACAACACCGUGGGCCGGCAGUGCGAGCAGUGUGCACCUUUCUACUACCAGAACCCCCAAAAGCACCUGAGAGACCCCACCGUCUGCGAACCGUGUAACUGCGACCCGGCUGGGUCUCUGCAGGGCGGGCUCUGCGACCCGCGGACUGAUGUGGCCGCGGGGCUGAUCUCUGGUCAGUGCCGGUGUAAGGCCAACGUGGAGGGAGAGCGCUGUGACCACUGCAGGCAGGGACACUACCAACUAGGAGAGGGGCCAGACGGCUGCCUGCCUUGUACCUGCAACCCACUGGGAACGGUGCCAGGAGCAAACCCCUGCGAUCCAGUUACAGGAAGAUGCUUCUGCAAACGGCUGGUGGAUGGACACAACUGCGAUCAGUGCCAGCCUCAGCACUGGGGUCUCUCUAAUGACAUGGACGGCUGCAAACCAUGUGACUGCGACCAGGGCGGGGCUGUCAACAACAACUGUGACCCUCAGUCGGGGCAGUGUGUGUGCAGGGAGCACAUGUUUGGACGGCGCUGUGAUCAGGUUGAGUCGGGCUUCUACUUCAUCUCGCUGGACCACUACUUGUACGAAGCCGAAGACGCCCAGCGUGGACCUGGUGUGACGGUGGUGCAAAGGCCUUACCCGCUGGACCGAAGCCCCACGUGGACUGGGAUGGGCUUCGUGCAUGUCCCGGAGGGGGCUUAUUUAGAGUUUAAUGUCGACAACAUCCCAGAGUCUAUGGACUAUGACAUCCUUAUACGCUAUGAGCCACAGCUACCACAACAGUGGGAGAAGGUGAACAUGCGAGUGGAGCGUCCCGUUUUCAACCCGCCCGACUACUCCGCCCACUGCAGCAACUCCAUCCAGAGCGGAGACGAGCAGUCCAUCUCUCUUCCGCCCGGGUCCAGGCACGUGCUGCUGGUGAGGCCAGUGUGUUUGGAGAAAGGGUUAAACUACACCAUCCGCCUCACCCUGCAGCUCUACUCCUCGGCGGGCCACUCCCAGAAUCCCUACACGCUCAUAGACUCGUUGGUGCUGAUGCCCCGAGUCAGAGAGCUGGACAUGUUUCACGGGACGGAAGGGGAAGGGGCGUGGGAUACCUUCCAGCGCUAUCGGUGUCUGGAGAGCAGCCAGAGCGUCGUCAAAAGCCCCAUGACGGACAUCUGCUACGACUACAUCUUCAGCGUCUCUGCUCUGCUGCACAAAGGAGCCAUGGCAUGCCAGUGUGACCCCCAGGGCUCUGUUAGCGCCAUGUGCGAGCCCAGUGGAGGUCAGUGUCAGUGCCGGGCCAACGUAGUCGGCAGGAACUGUGACCACUGUGCUCCGGCUAUGUUCCUGUUCAGCCCCGCCGGCUGCAGACCUUGCGGCUGUGAUCCUCUGGGCUCCGUCACCGCCUUCUGCCACCAGGCGACGGGCCAGUGCGAGUGUGUUCCCGGAGCCACGGGUCGCCAGUGUUCCCACUGCCAGCCAGGUUUCUGGGGCUUCCCUCAGUGCCGGCCCUGCCACUGCAACGGCCACAGCGAGUACUGCCACCCUCAGACUGGCGAGUGUCAGGGCUGCAGAGACUUCACCGCCGGACACUACUGUGAGAGGUGUUUGAAUGGUUACCAUGGUGACCCAGAACUGGGUUCAGGCAGCCACUGUCGUCCCUGCAUGUGUCCAGACGGGCCGCGCAGUGGUCGGCAGUUUGCGGACAGCUGUUACCUUCUGGCCAACACCAACCAGCUUGUGUGUGUGUGCAGCCACGGCUACAAAGGCGUCCGGUGUGACGAAUGCGCCCCCGGUUACUACGGGAACCCUUUGGUUCCGGGGGGGCGCUGCACGCCCUGCCAGUGCAACAACAACAUCGACAUGCACGACCCAGGGUCCUGUGACGCCCGCACGGGGGCCUGCCUCAGAUGCCUGUAUCACACCCAGGGCCACUCGUGUCAGCAUUGCAAACUGGGUUACUACGGCAACGCCGCCACGCAGAGCUGCAGAAAGUGCUCGUGCUUCUCGGUGGGGACGGCCUCUGAGGCCUGCUCGUCCCCUGAUGACUGUCAGUGUGACCAGCGUAGCGGUCAGUGUCCCUGCCUGCCCAACGUGGUGGGUCCGGCCUGCGACCGCUGCGCCCCCAACACGUGGAAUAUCGGCGGCGGGACGGGCUGCCAGCGCUGUGACUGCGACCCCAGCCAUUCGGUCGGGUCCUCCUGCGACGAGGUCACAGGACGAUGUGUGUGCAAGCCGGGUUUUGGCGGCAGGACCUGCCGGGAGUGCAAAGAACUUUUCUGGGGGGACCCAAAGGUCAAGUGUCAUGCCUGUGACUGCGACCCCCGGGGAAUCUCCAGCGAGCAGUGCCACCGUGCCACCGGUCAGUGCACCUGCGUGGAGGGCGUGUCGGGCCCAAAGUGCGAUAAGUGCGCCCGAGGCUACCAGGGAGAGUUCCCCGCCUGCGAGCCCUGCCACCAGUGCUUUGCCGUCUGGGACGCGGUGGUCGGCGAGCUGCUCAAUCAAACUCGCCGCGUGGACGCCCAAGUGACGGAGCUCAUGACCAGCAUGGUGACGGCGCCGUACAAAGAACUGAUCGCCAGCCUGGAUAGAAACGCAAAGGCUGUCCGGGAGAUAGUGGAGAACAAAACUGCCGCGGUGAAGCUGGAGAAGAUUCAAGACCUGAUGGAUGAGAUCACCGGUUCAUUUUCCUACCUCAAUGGAAAGCUGAAUACGACCGAAGAGACCCUGAAUCUACUCCACGGUGACGCCAACACCACGAGCACAGACCUGGGCGCGUUGAUGGACGAGGCCAAAAAGCUGGAGCAGAACAUCCGGGAGCUUAGACAGCAGGUUCACGACACCAAGAACGCCAACAUCUACGGUGCCUUGAACACCAUUUCUACUGCACACAUGCAGUCCAGGACCGCAGAGAUCCGGGCCAAUGCCUCCACCAGUGACCCGGGCAACACAGUGGAGCAGUCAGCCGCAAUCCGGACGGCCACAGAGGACAAACUGAGCGGCUACCAGAGGGAAUUUGACCGAAAGCACCAACGAAACACUCAAAAGCUGGACAAGCUGUCCAAAGAGCUGAAUAAAUUUGACCUGUCCGCGCUCAGUGAAAAGACGUGUGGGGGUGCACCUGAGGGGGAAGCCUGCUCUCCAUGCGGCGGGUUGGGCUGCGUCGGGGAGGACGGAGGGUCCCUGUGCGGGGGAGAAGGAUGCGGGGGCGUCGUCACCGUCUCUCGAACCGCCCUCAAAUCAGCCACGAACCUUGAGCAGGAGAUUCAAACAGCCAUGGAGGAAGUUGACACGCUUUCCAGGAUGGUGUGGGAGGCCAAUGCACGAGCUAACGAGGCCAAGGUGAACGCCAUGGAGGUGUUGGUCAAAUCCAACCGCAGCAAAGAGAGGGUGGAGCAGAGCAACGACCAGCUUAGGAGCCUCAUCAAAGAGAUACGGGACCUCCUGACCAACGAUAAGGCGGACGUGGCGGUGAUCGAGGCGGUGGCCAACGAGGUGCUGGCCAUAGAGAUGCCGGCUUCCACCGCAAAGCUGCAGGAGCUGACGAAGGAAAUCCGGGAGAAGGUCAGCUCUCUGACCGGCGUGGAGGCCAUUCUCCACCAGAGCGCCCAGGACAUCAAGGUUGCCGAGUCUCUCCUGAGGCAGGCCAAGGCGGCCAGCGAAGAGGCCUCAAACGUGAAGGAGACAACGGACACGGUGAAGGCAGCCCUGGAUGAGAGCGAGCGCACCCAGCGCGUCGUCAUGGAGGCCAUCCAGCGGGCGAAAAACAGCACUAAGGGGACCCUGGACCUGCUGAAUUCCGUGGAGACGGAGACGGCGGAGUCGGAGCUGAAGCUGAGCGGCACCACGGGGCGGCUGCUGCAGCUGGAGCGGGAAGUCGGCCUGCUGAAGCAGAGCAACCUGGAGACGAGCCAGCUGGUGGAUCGGGCUGAGCAGAUCACCAGCCAGGCCAAGCGGAACGCGGAGGAGGCCCACCAGGAGUUUGAGGAGGAGCUGAAGGAUAAAUUGGAGGCGGCGGAGGAGCAGGUGGAAGAUAAAGGGGAGUCCGUGCUACGGGCGAGGAGGAGGGCGGACAAGCUGCAGCAGGAGGCCAGGGAGCUGCUGGAGCAGAGCAGCAGCAAGCUGCAGAGGCUCAGAGAGUUGGAGAGCUCCUACGAGGUCAAUCAGCGCAUCCUGGAGAGCAAAGCUGCAGAGCUGGCCGACCUGGAACGGACCGCCCAGCGCGUCCUGGACGAUAUCAGCCACAAAGUGACACUGUACAGCACCUGUGUGUGA